AUGUUGUAUCAUUCAAGAUCAAAUUCAUUACAUUCAAUUGUAGAAAUGAUUCUUUCAUUAUUAUUACUAAUGAUCUAUGGAAUCAUGAUCAUUUAUAGUAAACCAUUAGAUAUUGAAUCAGAUACACCAUUAACUAUAAGUUUUAAUCCCUCGUCUAAUCAAGUACAAUUAAAUCAACCAUUAAUAAUACGUUGUGAAGUUCAUUCAUUCAAUAAUAAACAAUUAGAAGUCAAUAAUAAUAAUAAUAAUAAUAUACUUAAUGGUUAUAGUAUGUUCUUUCAAUGUCCUAUAGCCCCAUGGGGUAAAUUUUGUUUUCAUAAUUGUCAAUCUGCAUGUGUCGGCGAAAUACCUAAUCAAUGUCCAUAUGAUAAUGAAUUAAGUCUUAUUAAAUGUCGUACUGCUAUGACUGAACAAGGUUAUUUAUUUUAUGAAUAUACAAUACCAAAUCUAACUGAAACAUGGUUAGGCUUAAACCAUAAUAAUAAUAAUAAUAACACUUCAAUGGAUAAGGAUAAUCAUCAUCAUAAUAAAAUAGAAGGUUUCUCAUGUAAAACAGCUGGAUUACAAACACCGAAAAUUCCUUUAACUAUAGUUAAACCCAAUGAUAUUCAAUUGAAUACAAUGGAUCUAUCAAAGACUAAAACAUCAUCAUCAUCAUCAUCAUCAUCUAAUUCUCAUUCAAUGAUAUCUCAUUUCAAUAAAACUAUAUCUAAUGAAUAUAAUACACAGAAAGAUGAAUCUAAUCCAUUGAAUAAUGGAAUGAAUCAAUCGAUUAAACGAAUCAAUUCUGAACUUAAAGGUAAGUCUAUAAUCAUUCUUUCCUUUUUCUUAUCAUUGUUACUUCCAUGUACCUAAAUAAAUGGUUACUCUGGUUGUCAGAAUGGGCAUUGGCAUCGUGAAUUCUGAAGGAAUUCGGCUUUUAUCAUGAGGCGUCAUAACUCUUCUAAAUGAAGACCUUUUAACUCCCAGUGUUUUUUUAGCGAGUUAGUUUUCUACGGAAUGGGAUCGCGAACGCCAUGCCCAACCCUCCUCCUUUAUUCGUGAUUGGGACCGGCAGUAGCCCCCGGAGUGACUCCAGGCGGAGUUCCUUAUCAUUGUUAUUAUCAUUAUUAUACAUAUAUUAAUGACCAAACCAAUCGAAUUCUAACUUUUCUUCCCAUCAUAUCACUUACUUACUUACUCAAUCACUCACUCGCUCACUCGUUCGCUUACUUACUUACUUAAGCCUGUUACUACCAGUGGAGUACAGACCGCCGACCAGCAUUCUUCAACCCACUCUUUUCUGAACCUUCCUUUCUAGUUCCAUCCAAUCGUUGUUCAUUCCUCUAAUGUCUGUCUCUAUUUAUACUUGUUUAUUAACAAGCAUACACGUUGUAAAAUAUGAAUUACAUUAAAGAUUCUAUCAUGAUUAUCAUACAUUUCUAGAUGGAAUUCUUAAAGUCUUAUGAUAAAGUUAUGAGUAGUAUACUUUAAUUAUAUUGAGACUAUAAAAAUAAUCUUAAUGAAUGAUCAGUGAUUAUCCUCUUAUUAUUAUUAUUAUCCUUGAAAAUAUAUGUGUAAUUCAGUUGUAUCCAUGUGGUUUCAUGUUUAUGUUUUGCUGAAGAUCAAUUAUUUUACUAGAAAAUCUCUUAAAGAAUUUCCUAAAUUUUCUUAUGAUGAGAGUAAAUUUUGAUACGAAAUUAUAUUUACUACUGAAAUGUAUCUUCAGUUGUAAAUGUUCAUCGAGUGAGAUGGCUAGACCGCGUGGUUGUAUACACCUGAUGAAAUAUUCUAAUUUAUGGCUGCGAACCGUGCCCUUUACGAGUAGUAGAUACUCGUAAGCUACUAGUGUUUGACCAAAGAUAUCUUUGAAAUGUUGCUCACAUCUGCUGGAAUCAUCGAAUUAAUAAUUGGGAGGUUAGACACAGAGUAUUAGAGAAUAAUGAUAAAUCAAUUGAUGAGGUCGUAAGUCUUCAUCGACUGAGAUGGUUGGGCCACGUGUUACGCAUGCCUGAACACCGAUUAACACGACGCCCGAUGGUGACUAGUUUAAAGGAUGGUUGGAAAGCAGUUAGGGGCGGCCAAACCAAAACGUGGCAUCAGUGCUUGAAGUCACCAACUUUUAGUUUGAGCGAUGUUGGUAGAUGCAGACUACUUGGUUGGUGUUCGCGUGACUAUCCUGACCAAUUAUUGGAGACUCUUGGUGACAUGGCUCAGAAUCGAUCACAAUGGUGUAGUUGUAUACACUUUCUAUCUUCCUUCAAACUAUGAGAUUAAAAUCGCUUUAUAUCUUUCUUUCUACGAACAAAUUCUUUCUUCCUGUACUAUAUUCUUAUGUGCAAUUAUUCUUUUAUAUAUUUCCACCAUUGAAUUAACUACUUUUAUGAAUUUGGUGUUCAUGUUGUUGUGCUAAUGCGGUAUGGCAACUUGGAUCGAUGCAUAUAUAUGCCUGGUCCUACAUUUUAGUUGACUGUCUAAUUGACUGAAAUGUAUCAAAUAAAUAUAAGUGUACACAAGUAUAUAAUUGGUAAUCAUGGACCUCUAGAUAGUUUUCUUGUUUCUAUUUACACUUCAUUUCUUGAUCAUUUAAAAGUUACCCCUAACAUGAACUGAUCAUGUUUAAUGAUCAUAGUCAACAUAAUUCUCAUUAAUGAACAGAUCAAUUGACAAUCAAUAAUAUUUUCUGGAUUCAAUCCAUGUUUACCUAAUCAUCUUUCAACUUUCUUCAUUGAAUAUUCAAACAUUUCAGUGCGUUAAUCUUGAUC
Molecule: messenger RNA, 2744 nt
Organism: Schistosoma curassoni
Lineage: Eukaryota; Metazoa; Platyhelminthes; Trematoda; Strigeidida; Schistosomatidae
Source: the annotation of a GenBank genome assembly